Messenger RNA from Branchiostoma floridae (Florida lancelet), 4156 nucleotides. RefSeq lists its product as uncharacterized. Gene Ontology annotation, molecular function: protein binding. The transcript has 19 exons. The record is from RefSeq and is a predicted model, not a curated record. NCBI's taxonomy places the organism in Eukaryota, Metazoa, Chordata, Leptocardii, Amphioxiformes, Branchiostomatidae. Bases 469 to 3093 code for a protein of 874 amino acids.
GCAUUAAGGUUUUAUUUCCAGUACCUUAAAACCACACAGUCUGACUUGAGAGUUGCACUUGAGUGUUCCCAUGACAAAAGUCAUCUUUCUGACCCUGCUGUUUUUCUAACUUCAUACAAAAGCUUUAAUCCUUGUAUAUUCUUAAUGUUAAAUAGAUGUAUGUAGGAUGCUAGGUAAAUCAAUAUCAUGCUCUUUACGUUUUCACUCCCAAUAGUAAAAAAACUUUCCAAUCGCCCAGCUGAAAACUCUCACACAUUGUAUCAAAUAUUGUAUUCAAUACCAGGAUUUGGAACCUGACGCUCCCUGCCUCUGUUAGUGCCCGCACUUCAACCAGGAUACAGUAACAAGUGGAUGGUGCCAAGAGGUGAGCUUAAGAUCCAGGAUACACAAGGUGACAUGUGAACAACGGUCUGGAGCCAACUGGAAACUUAUGGAUAUGAAGGACAAGAAGAUGAAGUAUUGACAACAAUGCUGAAGGGCAGGACAGCAGGUGGAGCAGGCUGGACAGAAGGCCAGCCCAAACACAGAGGUUCAAAGAUCAGCCCCAAGAAAAGAACAGUUCCUCAGCGUGCAAGGACCAGCUCUGCCAAGCAGCCGCGAGUGGGGGCAGUGCCAGAGUUCCCCCUGGUGCUGGUGUCAGCAACUGAUGCGGCCAUACAUGUGCAGUGGCCAACACCAGGGAAAUUGGGUGUUGGGAGUCUAAGACACAUUCAGGUGCAAUGGAGCAGUGCUACCUGUCCAAAGGUGAAGCAGACUAUUUUGCCACCACGGGAGACAGGCUAUGUGAUUGGCCAUUGCCAGGCUGGUGUUGUGUACUAUGUAAGGGUGCUACUGGUUGGUGGGUUGCUGGAGAAGGCAGUUGUUUGCAAGUCCAGACAGCUGACAGUAGAGACAGUGGGUCCUCCUGAUCCACCUGUUGUACGUGUCAGGAGCUGCAUGUUCUAUGGAAUCACUGUAGAAUGGAGCAGGCCCAGAACGUACGGUGCCUCAGAACUGUGUGGAUAUGAUGUGUACAUAGACAGGGAGUUUGUGGCCAAGUUUCAGCCCCAUCAGCACUGGUACAUGUACAGACUAGGGAACCCAUGUCAGCAGUAUGCCUUCCAGGUCCAGGCCAUUUCCAAACAAGGAGACCAGGAGUUUUACAGCAGUCGGUCAGCGCCUGUGAAGGCCAUCUGGCCAGGUGUGAAGCCACCUGAGGUGACCAGAGCACCUACUGACAGAACACGUGCCAUCGGGGUCAGGUGGGAUGACCCUGAACUUACAGCUGUGGGGGUCAAGGUCACUGGUUUUAAGGUGUUCUGUGAGGAGGAUACACCGGGUGAAAAUAGACAACAACUUGUCCAAGGCCCCCUACCCCCCAGCAUCAGACACACCAUGUUCACUGAGCUGAAAGCUGGUGCAUCAUACACCAUCUAUGUGGAAAUACUGGUUGAAGGCCUUCCUAACCCUGUCAGGUGUAAACCAAUCAGAGAGGUCCCUGCACAGGUCCCACCAGCACCUCAUCUAAGGCUGUCUGUGAUUGGCCAGAGGGAGAGGCAGAAGAUUGAAAACAUUAUAUUUGAACUAGUUAAUAGGAAAAACAGUCUGCAGAAAUCAGUGCAAUAUCAGCAAAGUCUUCAAAGUCACAAGAAACCAUCCAAGGAACCAGAGUUGGAGAGAUUGCAAUCUUCCAAGAAAGAGUUGGAGAAGAUGAUUUACAGGUGUUUCAAAUCUCUGCCACAAUAUACAGGUGUGGUGAACUUGACCCUUGAGUGGGAGGUGACAGACACCAUUGAUGCAGUAGUGAGGGGGUAUAUUGUACAGGUGAAUGGGGAGCAGUAUGGAACUGUACUGCAUGAAGGGGUCACCAAACUUGACAUCCAGCUGGACCUGGAGAGACGUUUCCACAGUGUGCAAUUAUUGACAGUAACUCACUACCCCGAGGACACGCGGCAGUCGUCCACACUGCAGGUCUGUACGGAGGACUUCCUGCCGUUUGCCGUCUUCUGUUUCCAUCACGUCCACAAGCAACUGGCCAGAUGGCCAGAUAAGGGAUGCUGUUACUAUGGUGACAGCCUGCCUGAGGAGCAGCAGUCUGCCCCACCUGUCAAUCAGUGGUUGCUAGGGCGAUGCACCCCUCCCCCUGCCUGUACAGUGUAUGAUGUAAUGACAGAAGGUUGUGCACCACUGGUGACCAGGAGACAGAUCCCCCGACCUGAUGUCAUACUCUUCUGGACAAGCUGGUGUGUGGCAUCCAAGAGAGUCAUGCCUUUCUUUGUGGACUACGCCCGAGAGAACACGCUGCGGUGUGCCUUCACUGCCUGCUGCUGCGGCACGGCGAGCGGCCACGAUCACAUGACCAAACUCCAGGACCUGAUCCUGGACCGCUGCUGGAGGAAUGAUGUCACCGUCAGACACUGCUGCUGUUGCCAGGCAACCAGAGUGCAGCUGGAGAGGGACACGCCGGUGCAGAGAGGAGCCAUGCUGCAGAGACUGUCGUCCAACGUGCCGCAGCUGUUUGGUGUGCCUGGGGUGCCAACCAUGGUGGUCAUCAGUGCUGAUGGGUACCUAGCCUGGAGAGGUCAGAUCUGUGCAAUAGAUUACCCAUCAUUCAAAGCCACCAUGGAUGAGGUGGUGGAGAAGGUUCUGUCUCGUCGGCCGGCACCAGCUGGCUACAGUUCUGUUGGGCACAGUCUGGCUUUGGGAAGACCAGGUCGGCCCAGAACCAUGUCUGCUGUCUCCAAGACUUCGUCCUCCCAACACUCCACCAUGUCUGAACCCACCAUGUCCAGACUUCCCCAGACUGGCAGGGCAGGUAACAUCAACAGGCACAGUGCACCUAUACUCAGACUGAGAGAAAGGAUGAAAAUGCUGAAACUGAGAGAAUCACAACCAACAGAGGACAGAAAUGCGUGGGAUGGGGAGGAACCAUUGUUACUAAAACCGGUAGCCCCUAUCAUUGUGGAGCCAAAUGGGAUCACCCCUCCCUCAACUAUUAUUGUAACUCCCCCUACACCUGAGAGGAAGAGAGUUGCAGGUUUCAAGUCCCAGAAUUCCUCUGGCCCAACUUUUGUCCUGUGGAGAAGAAGAGAUCCAAGGGCUGCUUCUCAGUGACUAUAAAGGCAAAGGGCACACCAUGAAGCCUGGUGGAGAAUUGGAAAAUAAGCAAUGCCAUAUGCAGUCGCAGUUGCAUGGUUUACAAAAUUUCAUUAUGAUAGUUUGGGGAAACAAUUUUCCCACAAAUGAAUGAUAGAAGAGAAGUAAUUUGCUAUUCUUAAAUCAUUUUUAAUCUUGGGUUUGAAUACAUGUAUGAGAAAAAUAUAUCUUUUAUUCAACACUUGUAGGUUACUGGACUUACAAUGUAGUCACACAUAUCAUAUUGCCACUGACCCUGUUUUCUGUGACAGCAUGCCUUUAAUAUGUUACACGUACUAUUUUUUUGCACAUGAUAACAAAAUUUUCAAGAUAAUAUUAUUUUCACAUUACAAAGAAAGAACAGGAUGGUUAUAAUUUAGGUACAUAUAAUACAGUUUGGAAUGAACUUUGAUUUUCUUAACCAUAACUAGUCAGAUAUGCUUAAAUGAGGAUUGUUGCAAAGUAUUUAUUAGUAGGUAUGAAUUAAAAAUUUGUCAAAAGUUAGAAUCAAUUUGUGUACAGAUACUAACAACAGAGAUAUAGAUCUCCUAUUAACACAAAAUUGAAUGUAAUUGGCACAAAGUCUCAAAAGACUUAGUGCACCACUAUAAUGGUAACAUGUUGAAGGUAAAUGAUGACCAGGAUGUUGCAAUAUUUCUUCAUAGUUGUUCCAUUUAUAAAAGCAUGUUAGAAUAACUUACCUACUUUUCAGAUUUUGCUUUUAUGUUUUUCUACAAAGUAACAUAUUGUCACCAAUUCUUGAAAAAAAAUCAAAUCACUAGAUGUGCUAUUUUAAACUUUCAAAGAUUCAAUAAUCAUACUGUAACAAUGGAAAUCAAACUGUAAUUGACUUCACUGUAGAGUAUCCCUUUGUAAAAGGUAUUGGGCAAUAGUACGGUUUGUAGCUACAAGUUACAUUUGUACAAUGUUAGACAAAUGCGCGGAAUGACUCACCGUCAUAUCAGUGAGACCGUAUAAAUAUACAGAGUGUAUAUCGUUCUCAUCUUCGAGUCAAUGAUUAAUUCAGAAUGUCUCAAAUUGA